AUGGCUACAAAAUUCAACAGAGAACAGUUAGAGAGUCUUCUUAAGCACAGGUUCUUUUUUGCGCCUGCAUUUGACAUCUACGGGGGUGUUUCUGGAUUGUAUGACUACGGUCCACCGGGAUGCGCUCUUCAGGCCAACAUUGUUGAUGUGUGGAGGAAACAUUUCGUUCUUGAAGAAGACAUGCUUGAGCUCGAUACCACUAUGUUGACUCCAUAUGAGGUUUUGAAAACAUCUGGCCAUGUUGAUAAGUUUGCUGACUGGAUGUGCCGUGACCUUAAGAGUGGUGAAAUUUUCAGAGCAGAUCACUUAGUGGAAGAAGUUAUUGAGGCCCGUUUGAAAGGUGACAGAAUCGCUCGUGGAAAGAAAGAUGAGCCUGCUGCCAAGACCGACAAGAAAAAGAAGAACAGAAAGAAGAAAGUUAAGGAGAUUAAGGCUGUCAAGUUGGAUGAUGAGACGGUUAAAGAGUUUGAAAUUAUUCUCGCCAAGAUUGAUGGCUAUACCGGACAGCAAUUGGGUGAGAUUAUGGAAAAGUACAAGAUUGGCAACCCAGUCACUGGAAAUCCACUAGAGAAGCCUCAAGAAUUCAACUUGAUGUUCCAGACUAACAUUGGACCAUCUGGUCAACUGAAGGGAUAUCUCAGACCGGAGACUGCACAAGGUCAAUUCUUGAACUUUGAGAAGUUGUUGGAGUACAACAACGAAAAGAUGCCAUUUGCAUCUGCCGUUAUUGGAAAAUCUUUCCGUAAUGAGAUCUCCCCUAGAUCUGGACUUUUGCGUGUUCGUGAGUUCAUGAUGGCUGAGAUUGAACACUUUGUUGAUCCAGAAAACAAGGCUCAUCCAAAAUUCCACACGGUGAAAGAUCUGAAACUCAGCUUCUUGUCAAAGGAAGUGCAGGAGGCCGGAAAAACCGAGCCACUUCAAAUGACAUUGGGCGAGGCUGUUGAGAAGCAUAUUGUUGAGAACGAAACCUUGGCAUAUUUCUUGGGAAGAAUUUACCUAUUUUUAAUUAAAAUCGGUAUUGAUCCUGCAAGAUUCCGUUUCAGACAACACAUGGCUAAUGAAAUGGCUCACUAUGCCAGCGACUGUUGGGACGGUGAACUUAAGACGUCUUACGGAUGGAUCGAGUGUGUUGGCUGUGCUGAUAGAUCGGCUUACGACUUAACAGUUCACUCAAGAAAAACGGGUGAAAAGCUAUGUGUGAGACAAACUCUUGCAGAGCCAAAGAUCGUUGAAGAGUAUGAUUGUGAGAUCGAUAAAAGAAAGUUCGGUCCAAAGUUCAGAAAGGACUCUCCAAAGGUCACUGAAUGGCUUCAGAGCAGAUCACAGGCAGAGCUUGAGGAGCUGUCGAAGGAACUUGCAGAGAAUCAGAAGAUUGUUACCAAAGAUAUUUCUGGUAUUGCAGCCGAAGAGGUUGAGAUUCCAGGUGACUUCGUCAAGAUUGAGAAGAAGAAGAAGACAGUCCAUGUUAGGGAGUACAUUCCAAAUGUGAUUGAGCCAUCGUUCGGUAUAGGGCGUAUUAUCUACUGUCUUUAUGAGCACUCUUUCUGGUGUCGUCCAGAAGAUACUGCUAGAGCAGUUCUGUCAUUCAAACCAUUGGUUGCUCCAACGAAGGUGCUUUUAGUUCCAUUAUCGAACAAUGCAAAACUUCAGCCUGUUGUUAAGGAAGUUGAGCAGCAGUUGAAGCAGGUUCAAAUUCCUUUCAAGGUUGAUGAUUCAUCUGCAUCUAUUGGUAAGAGAUAUGCUCGUAAUGAUGAACUUGGUACACCAUUUGGUAUCACUAUUGACUUUGAUUCUUUGAAGGACCAGUCGGUUACCCUCAGAGAGAGAGACUCCACCAAGCAGGUUAGAGGUUCAAUCAAGGAAAUCAUUGGUGCUAUUAGAAACAUAACCUACUUUGGUGAAAAGUGGGAUGAAGGUGUGAAAAAUUUGAAGGAAUUUGAAGGUCAGUCAGAAGAUUAG
Brettanomyces bruxellensis is the source of this 1959-nucleotide messenger RNA. It is a transcript of the gene GRS1, whose product is annotated as Glycine--tRNA ligase 1, mitochondrial. Gene Ontology annotation, molecular function: glycine-tRNA ligase activity; ATP binding. Gene Ontology annotation, cellular component: cytoplasm; mitochondrion. The coding region runs from base 1 to 1959 and encodes 652 amino acids. The transcript has a single exon. The record is from RefSeq and is a predicted model, not a curated record. Gene Ontology annotation, biological process: mitochondrial glycyl-tRNA aminoacylation. Lineage: Eukaryota; Fungi; Ascomycota; Pichiomycetes; Pichiales; Pichiaceae.